AUGGAUGACGGGGUUCGCAUUGCUUUUGACAAACCUCUUCCUUAUGCUAAAGAACGCCGGCACCUGAUUCGCCUUGGGCGCUCGAUCGGGCUCGCUAAGGACCCCGAGUGGUACGACCUGCGCCGCGGGUCUGGCAAGAAGCUGAACGAAGCCCUCACACCAGAGGAACGCAACAAGAUCAUGGGCCACCGCCAGGGAGAUUCCAAGGUAUACGUACAGUACUAUAUGUCCUCCUUCAACGAUGUUGACUGCCAAUCCAUAUGCUUUGGCAGCGCCCCGCAGCGCGACCUGAUCCACCUCGCCGGCCGGCUCCUGCGACACGCAGAAGCCCCUACAGCCCUCACGAGUCAGCAGAAAUCAGAGGUGAGCCGAGACCCGGAUCUG
Messenger RNA from Diaporthe amygdali, 384 nucleotides. RefSeq lists its product as uncharacterized. The record is from RefSeq and is a predicted model, not a curated record. The annotation marks the transcript as partial. Lineage: Eukaryota; Fungi; Ascomycota; Sordariomycetes; Diaporthales; Diaporthaceae. The transcript has 2 exons.